AAGAAGAAGCUACUCUUAUUACCAUGGGAGUUCUUGACGAAGAUGACAUCGUCGUCAGCGGUAUCUCAGGACGUCUUCCAGAGUCGGACAACUUGGAGGAGUUCUGGGAACAUCUCAUGAACAAGGAUAACCUGGUGACCAUUGACGACAGAAGAUGGGAACCAGGUCUGUUUGGGUUGCCACCUCGCAACGGGAAGCUGAAGGAUCUGUCCCGCUUCGAUGCCACCUUCUUCGGAGUACACGCCAAGCAGGCCAACACCAUGGAUCCUCAGCUUAGGAUCCUACUGGAGGUGGCCUAUGAGGCCAUUGUGGAUGGAGGUAUUGACCCGCAGUCUAUACGUGGGACAAAGACUGGUGUCUACAUCGGUUGCAGUGUAGCAGAUGCAGCUGAGGCUUUCGGCAGUGAUGCAGAAGCUCUGGUGGGCUACAGCGUGACUGGAACUAACCGAGCCAUGCUGGCAAACAGAAUGUCCUACUCCUUUGAUUUCAGAGGUCCAAGCUACUCCGUAGACACUGCCUGCUCAUCAGGAUUUAUGGCCCUGCACAACGCCAUCCAAGACAUGCGAAGAGGGGACUGCGAUGCAGCCAUUGUAGGAGGUAGCAACCUUCUGAUGAAGCCUCAUAGCUCCCUGCAGUUUCUCAGGCUUGGUGUUCUAUCACCAGAUGGACAAUCAAAAUCAUUUGACAGUUCUGGCGAUGGCUACUGUCGAUCAGAGGGCAUAGUGGCACUAUACAUCACCAGGAAAUCAGUGUGUAAGAGAGCAUAUGGAUCUCUGGUUCACUCAGGUACCAAUACAGAUGGUUACAAAGAGCAAGGAGUGACCUACCCCUCAGGAGAGAUCCAACAGAGUCUCCUUCGGCAGUUGUACAGUGAGGCACAGAUCAACAUUGAUGAUGUGGAGUACUUUGAGGCUCAUGGCACAGGAACCAAGGUUGGUGAUCCUGAAGAGACCAAUGGCAUAGCUGCAGUCUUCUGUCAGGAUCGUACUCCAGAUAAUCCACUCCUGAUUGGCUCUGUCAAAUCCAACAUGGGCCACAGCGAGCCCACGUCCGGUCUAGCGGCCCUCGCCAAGGUCAUGUGGGCAUUCAACAAGGGAGUCAUCCCACCUAACAUCCACUUCAAUGAACCAAACCCUGACAUCACUGCUCUAGUGGAUGGACGGAUGAAGGUCGUUACCGAACCCACCCCCUACAACGGAGGCUACGUAGGCGUCAGCUCCUUUGGGUUUGGCGGAUCCAAUGUCCACCUCAUAGUGAAACCCUUUGAGAAGUCAACCAAAGUAGAAACCACAGGAUCGUCUCCGCGCCUGGUCCUCUGCGCUUCUCGCACUGAAGAAGGUGUUCAAGAACAGAUCAGCCAUCUUGAGAAGAACAAGGAAAGUGUGGAGCUGCAGAGUCUGUAUGACCAGAUUGCCAAUGCACCACUCAAUGGUAUGCCCUACAGGGGUUACACACUGGUUGGGUCAGAGCAAAGUUCAGAGGUCAAGCAAGUGUCUCCACCAGAGAGAAGACCAAUAUGGUAUGUGUUUUCAGGCAUGGGCUCCCAGUGGGCUGGUAUGGGCAAGGAUCUGAUGGUACUAAAGCCCUUCAGAGACACCAUCGACUACCUUCAUGAUGUCCUCAAGAAGGAAGAUGAUUCCAUGAACCUCAAAGGCAUCCUUCUGGAAGGGAGGGAAGAACUUCUGCAGUCUACCAUCAACUCCUUCUCAGCCAUUGCUAGCAUCCAUGUUGCCUUGGUCAAUUGCCUGAAGGCAGUUGGAGUUGAACCUGAUGGCAUGAUUGGUCAUUCCGUUGGUGAGCUUGGGUGUGGCUAUGCGGACGAUAGUCUGUCAGCCGAGGAGACUGUCCUGGCUGCUUACUGGAGAGGGCGCUGUGUGAUGGAGGCCGAGCUUCCUCCCGGAGCAAUGGCUGCUGUUGGCCUAACUUGGGAAGAGACAAAACAGAGGGUUCCACCAGGGGUGGUUCCAGCCUGUCACAAUGCCGAGGACACUGUCACCAUAUCGGGGGACCAAGAGUCGGUGGAGAAGUUUGUUGCAGAACUGCAGGAAGAAGGUGUCUUUGCACGAUCUGUCAACAGUGCCAACGUGGCCUUCCACUCGCCUCACAUGGCGCAGAUAGCACCCAUGUUACUUGAAGCCCUGGAAAGGGUGAUCACUAACCAUCGCCCUGCCUCCAGCCGCUGGGUCAGCACCUCCAUGACCUCUGCCUCCGAUGACAUUUGCCCUCCGCCCUCUGACAUGUCACUGGCUGCCUACCAGGUCAACAACCUGGUCAGUCCAGUCCUCUUCAGAGAAGGCCUGACCAAGAUUCCAGACAAUGCUGUUACUAUAGAGAUUGCUCCUCAUUGUCUCCUGCAGGCCAUCUUGAAGAGAACUCUACAUAGUAAGGUUGAGUUCCUCAGCCUCAUGAACCGCAAGAAACCAGACAACCUUGGCUUCUUCCUCACCAACCUCGGCAAGCUCUACGCCAGUGGCAUCGAUGUCAAUCUUGAGAGCCUGUACCCAGCGGUGGACUUUCCCGUAUCUGUGAGCACGCCCCCUAUCGCUCCCGCCAUCAGAUGGGACCACUCGCAAGAAUGGGAUAUCCCAACAGUGGACGAUUUCUUGAAGCAAGGCGGUAGCAGCCCAACCGUUACAAAAUUUAUCAUUGAUGUAUCCCCAGAGUCAGAGGACUGCUUCAUCAAGGAUCACUGCAUCGAUGGUCGAGUCCUGUACCCUGCCACUGGCUAUCUGUGCCUUGCUUGGCGUGCAUUGGCCAGGAUGAAGAACAUUAUGCCCAAUCAGAUGCCGGUUGAGUUCAAAGAUGUCGCCAUACACCAAGCGACGAUUGUACCCAAGACAGGCACCAUCGAAUUGGAGGUUCGCAUUUCCCCUGGCUCCAACUCAUUUGAGGUUGGUGAUGGAGACCAACUGGCUGUAUCGGGCAAGAUCUUUGUCCCAGACACUCCGCUUGCAGAGAGAACUCCUGCAGGAGGAGACUCUUCCAAAGCUGAAGCCAUCAUCCUGGAGAAAGGCGAUGUUUACAAGGAGCUGAGACUGAGAGGGUACGAGUAUGGUCCAGACUUCCAGGGCAUCGUCAGGGUCAAGGAUGAUGGAAGCGAAGGAACACUGGCUUGGUCUGGUAACUGGGUGAGUUUCACGGACACCAUGCUCCAAGUCACCAUCCUCAACAGACAGAGAGGUGUCCGCUGCCUCCGCCUACCAACCCGCAUCAGACGUAUCGCCAUCAAUCCUGCCCUCGUUGAUGUGGAGGUGGAUGGAAUGCAAGAGAUGAAGGUCACUGUGGACCCAUUCACCGACACCUGUAUGGCAGGAGGAGUGGAGAUCUCUGGUCUCCACGCAACAGUGGCUCCAAAGAGACAUGCUCAGCAUGCACCACUGCUUGUAGAGGACUUCAGCUUUGUGCCCUACAACGAAAGCAACCUGCAGUCCAAAGACCGUGUCCUCAAAGACUAUAGCAAUGUCUGUGCUGGGUAUGCACAAAGAGUCCUGGAAGACUUGAGGAAAAAGUUUCUGGGGGCUGGGAUUGAGUUCCCGUUCAGGAAUGUUGAACAGAAGGUUGGACGCGUCUUUAAUGAGAGCGAGCUGAAGCCAUUCUUGGAGAAGCCCGAGUUUGGCUACCUGAACGCAUUGAAGAAGAUUGGAGAGCUUGAGCCAAAGGAAGGUAUUUCAAACGACAUCCGGGAGAUUCUUGAAGAAGGUUGCAAGGAUGAUGUUCUGUUGCGAGGGCUUGUUCAGGGGAGACACUUCAAGAACGCUCUAGACAUUGUUUUGGAGAACACAAGGGCUCUGAAGAUGAAACUGCUCGAGGUUGGUGCCCUUUCAGGCCAGCUCUACCCCAGGGCCAUUUCUUGCCUGCACUCACAACCCACAACCGAGCUUGACUAUUCUAUCGCUGAAGUUGACAAAGAGAAGCUUGAGGGAGCCUCUGAAGAGCUUGAGGCGAUGCACAUCAAGACCCACAUCUGGGACAUUACAACCACUCCCACAAAUGGACUAACUGGAGCUGAUCUGAUCCUUGUAGAAGGAUUGACCAGACUGACCUCCAAUCUGAAUGAGGCAUUGUCCAACUUCCACUCGGCCAUCAAGGAUGGAGGCUUUGUUCUACUUCAUGACAUCACCAGCAGUCAAUCACCAGCUGGUAUCAACAUCCUGCCUUUUGACCUUCGCACUGUCGCAUCUGAGCAGACCUAUACCACUGCCCUUAAGGCUUGUGGCUUUGAGGUCAUCUCGGUCAAGAGCAGUGGAGUCUUGACCACUCUGUUCCUAUGUCGCAAGACGAGCACCAGCAACACCAGAGACACAUCACCAUUCAUAAUGAACAUUGAUGAGGAAAGCUACUCAUGGGUGACUGGGCUACAGGAGAAGAUGUUAGAAUACGAGGAAAAGCCUUCAGGAGAAAACAUCUGGUUGCUCUCGGACAGAGCCUCUCACAGUGGUAUUGUGGGAUUGACAAACUGCCUGAAACAAGAACAGGGAGGAGAAAGAAUAAGAUGUAUCUUCAAUGCAAACCCAGAGGCUUCAACCAUUGACUUCAGUCAAUUGAAUGGACACAUGGGCAAAAUCCUCAAGCAAGACUUGGUUAUGAAUGUAUACAAGAAUGGAGAGAUGGGAUCAUACAGGCACUACGUGUUAGAGACAUCUCCCGAUGACUCCAGGGUAGAAACCAGCCACGCCUAUGUCAACACCUUGACACGAGGUGACCUUUCAACCCUGAGAUGGGUGGCCUCACCCAUGACCUACAUGACCCCGGAACAGCUUGGCCAGGAUGUAUCCGUGUGCAGCGUGUACUAUGCAUCUCUGAACUUCAGAGAUAUUAUGCUUGCCACCGGGAAGCUGCCUCCGGAUGCACUGCCAGCUGAGCUUGCCCAGAAGGAGUGCAUCCUAGGCCUGGAGUUCUCAGGUCGCCUUGGCAACGGGAGACGGGUGAUGGGACUGGUGCAGAGCGAUGGUCUAGCGACCUCGGUAGCCGCAGAAAACCAUCUCCUCUUCGACAUCCCUGAUGCUUGGUCCCUCGAACAGGCGGCGACUGUCCCUGUUGUCUACUGCACAGCUUACUAUGCCCUGGUCGUACGAGGGCAACUGAGAAAAGGAGAGACUGUCUUGAUUCACUCUGGGUCUGGCGGGGUGGGGCAAGCCGCCAUCGGUAUCGCCCUGAGCUAUGGAUGCAGAGUCUUCACAACAUGUGGAACCAAGGAAAAGAGAGACUUCUUGAAAAAACGCUUCCCUCAACUGACCGAGGACAGCUUUGCCAACUCCCGAGAUCUCACCUUUGAACCUCACAUCAUGAAAGCAACUAAUGGCAGAGGAGUUGAUGUGGUCCUGAAUUCACUGGCAGCUGAGAAGUUGGAAGCUAGUCUGAGGCUACUGGCCAUGCAUGGACGGUUCCUGGAGAUUGGAAAGUACGAUCUGUCACAGAAUACUGGACUAGGCAUGGCUCUGUUCUUGAAGAACACCUCCUUCCACGGUGUCCACCUUGACCGACUGAUGGACGCUGGCAAUCCAGACUGGCCAACCGUGGCUCAGCUCAUGAAGGAUGGGAUCGCAUCGGGAGAAGUGCGCCCUCUCAAUGCCACCACAUUCCAGCGAGAUGACGUGGAGACAGCAUUCCGGUUCAUGGCUCAAGGAAAGCAUAUUGGAAAGGUCCUCAUACAAGUCAGAACAGAGGAGAAGGAAAAGAUGGUCGCACCCAUCCCUCAAAAGUUCUCUGCUGUUACCAAGAACAACUGCCAUCCUCUCAAAGUGUACAUCGUCACCGGUGGCCUGGGAGGCUUUGGCCUAGAGCUUGCUCAGUGGCUCAUAGACAGAGGAGCAAGGAAUCUCGUCCUGACCUCCCGGUCUGGAGUGAGGAACGGUUACCAAGCCCACCGCAUCGCCUGCUGGCAGGAGCAAGGCAUCAAGGUUCUCAUUUCCAAGAGGGAUGUCGGCCAGCUGAAGGAGGCGGAGCUACUGAUCCGAGAAAGCCAGAAGAUGGGAGCUGUCGGUGGUAUCUUCAACUUGGCAAUGGUAUUGCGAGAUGGAAUUUUUGAGAACCAGACCCCAGAGACCUUCCAGCAAUGCUGUGCCCCCAAGGUCAAAGGCACUGUGAACCUAGACCUUGUGACCCGACAACUGUGCGGUCAGGAGCUGGAAUGGUUUGUCAUGUUCUCCUCGGUCAGCUGUGGGCGUGGCAAUGCUGGACAGACCAACUAUGGCUUGGCUAACUCAUCCAUGGAGAGGGUGUGUGAAAAGAGAAAGGAGGACGGAUUUCCAGGAUUGGCCAUCCAAUGGGGCGUAAUUGGUGAUGUCGGUGUUGUCGUGGAUACCAUGGGUGGUAACGAUACUGUGAUCGGUGGAUGCAUAUCUCAAAGAAUGCCUUCCUGUCUCGCUACCCUGGACUGCUUCUUGUCACAAUCUAGCCCUGUCGUGUCCUCCAUCGUCCCUGCAGAGCGAGUGGACGCUACUAGCAACCAGGGCACCAAGGCCAGGCUGACAGACUCCGUAGCUCAUAUCCUUGGAUUGAGUGACCCUGGCAGUGUCAGCCAGGAUGCCACACUGUCCGAUCUUGGUCUAGAUUCCUUGAUGGGUGUCGAGGUCAAACAGACCCUGGAGAGGGAUUACAGCAUUCAGAUGGGAAUGAAGGAGCUGCGGCAGCUCACCAUGCGCAAGCUGGCUGAUCUUGACUCUGGCAGCGAUGGAUCCGCCGCUGGAACGGACGCCACUGAUGCUGCUGCGGUUGCGGCAGAUGGAGACGAAGGGAAACAGUUUGCAAAGGCCUUCAGCAACUCACCAUCAAUGCUGUCUGCUUCCACCAAGGACACUGUCAUCAAGAUGAAUGACAUCUCCAACGAGAAGCUCUCGCCAGUGUUUCUCCUGCACCCUAUCGAGGGCUCACUCUCUGUGUAUGACGAGUUCGCCCAGCAGAUACCUCUGCCCUGCUACGGAGUGCAGUACACACCUGCUGUUCUCAACAAGUUCGUUCCAGAGAUGGCAGCGUACUAUGUGCAGCAGAUCAAGGAGAUCCAGAGCCAUGGUCCAUAUCGCUUUGUUGGUAUGUCCUAUGGUGCCUGCCUUGCUCUAGAGAUGGCCUUCCUCCUGGAAGCUGCUGGCGAGGAGGUCACCCCUCUCAUCUCACUGGAUGGGGCACCUGCUUACCUGUCAUGCCACACCGAUUUCUUCCAUAAGAAGUUUGCAGGAGCGAAGACUAAAGAUGGAAAGGAACUCGGAAAGGAUGCUGGUAAAGAUGUCGGCAGCCUUUUGACUUUUGCCAUGCAACACACACAAGCCAAAUGGCAAGAGCUGAAAGAGCAGCUCAUGGACCUCCAAAGCUACGACACUCAGUUUGAGUUUGUCACCUCCAAGAUCCUUGAAGCCCAGCCCGAUCUGAGCCGGGAGGACAUCGUGUUCUCCAUGGAGGGGUUUGUCCAACGUGUCAAGACCUGCCUGGGCUACAAGCCAGAGGGGAAACACAGGGGAGACAUCGUCUUUGUGAAGGCGUCGCAGGGCUCUGAGAUCAUGUCCGUGUAUGGACUGGACAAGGAUUAUGACCUCGGCAAGUACUGCACAGGCAAGCUCCACAUCGGUGUAGCAGAAGGGGAACAUGGCACCAUUCUGCAGGGACCCGGGCUCGUCACUAUUGUACCUACAGUGAAGCAAGCCCUCAAUAUUAAAUAAUAAAUUCCUGAAACCAUGGCAUUCCAACCAAAGAGCACAUUUCAUCAGCAUUUUUCCUUUUAUGUACAUUUAAUGUGACCAUUUAGUGUGAUCUUAUUCCAACUACUGAGGAUAUAGAUUUAUAUAAAUAUAUUUAAUUCUCAAAGGAAUAUUCUUGUUUUAAUGAAAUCAUCAAGUAGUUUUGAAAGCAAAAUGUCAAGUUUCUGUUAAUUUAUGUAAAUGAAAGGAUCUCUGUUUCCUGCUCUGACUUAUGCUAUUUUGCUGUUUUUUUCCUUUAUUAUGUCAUAUUUGCCAUAAUCCUUUUUCAAAGCAGAUUUAUAUCGGAAUAAAGGAAGCUGUAUAUAUUGCUUAUUUUAGAAGUAGAGAUUUUCCUUGACUAAAUAUCCGAUGAAAUAAUUUUAUGCUCCAUCCAGUUUUUAUGUUAGUGCAUUAUUUGUACAUGUUAUUAUAAUUUUAAGGAGAAGGAUUGCAAUCGUUAUUAUGUAUGACAAAAUAUUGAAGGUACCACUAAGGACUCUUCACUAGAUUUGAUUGUGUUAUAGAAAUUGAAAUGUUACCUAUCUGAAAUUGUCUUGCAUAUUCCAUUCUACAGGGUGAUUUAUUACAUAUCAUGGCUGAUAAUUAAGAUUAAAAUAAAAAUAUCAUUCCUGGUACUAAGUCAGAGAAAACUAACCAUCUUGAUAUAUGCAUUAUUGUAUGUGAAAUUUGUAUUUUUAUAUGCUCACUUUUGUCACAAGUUACCUAAGCUAUUAAAGUAAGUUUAUUUGGUUUAUAAAUUUAAUGUAGAAAUGUCUCAAUUUUCAUAAGAGCUCUGAAUUGUGAGUGGAAGCAAGUGAUAACUUCAUAUUAUUAUUGUAAAUGUGAUGAUGUUAUUUAGAAGUAUGAAUUCAAGUAGGAAAAUAACAAAUGUUUGAAAUCUUUUGUUUACUUUUAGUUCUUUUCAUUCGUUUGUUUACAUUUAG
Messenger RNA from Strongylocentrotus purpuratus (purple sea urchin), 8614 nucleotides. It is a transcript of the gene fasn, whose product is annotated as fatty acid synthase. The record is from RefSeq and is a predicted model, not a curated record. Gene Ontology annotation, biological process: fatty acid biosynthetic process. The transcript is spliced from 27 exons. Bases 24 to 7652 code for a protein of 2542 amino acids. Gene Ontology annotation, cellular component: cytoplasm. Lineage: Eukaryota; Metazoa; Echinodermata; Echinoidea; Camarodonta; Strongylocentrotidae. Gene Ontology annotation, molecular function: fatty acid synthase activity; phosphopantetheine binding; oxidoreductase activity.